Messenger RNA from Mya arenaria, 5024 nucleotides. RefSeq lists its product as uncharacterized. Bases 532 to 4899 code for a protein of 1455 amino acids. Gene Ontology annotation, cellular component: nucleus; cytoplasm. The record is from RefSeq and is a predicted model, not a curated record. The transcript is spliced from 20 exons. Lineage: Eukaryota; Metazoa; Mollusca; Bivalvia; Myida; Myidae.
UAAAAAAAAUCUGAUCAAUUUUUCUCAUUAAUUGAAGAAGGUUUUAAAAGAAUUCUAUAAAUCAGAAGUAUUCAUCGGUAUUAAAAAAGACAUGUCUUCUUCAAAAAAUCAAGAAACGAUUAUGCAUUAUACGUAUUGAUAUUUAAUGUGUUUAAUUAAUACUAUUAAAAUGCUUUUUUUCCGAAUAUUCAGAAGUUUAAUUUGCAUAUUUUGUAACUCACGUAAUCGAUCAGUCUUAAAUAAGUCCGCUCUUAUUUUAAGAAGCGCAUUUCAAAACUAAAUAAAUAAUAUACAAUUUAAUCUUCAUAGUAAAUUUUAUAAUAAUAUUUACAUCUUGCUGUAUUCACGCCUACAUUUAUGUCAUUUGCUUAUAUGUAGCAUGAUCUCAUUAAUUGUCCUUAUGACUAUACAAGGAAAGAAAUCAUUGGGAUUCCAGACACAAUAUUCAAACGUUUGAGAUCAUUGUAAAUGUUAGUGAACGAUGAAGAAGUAAAGUAUAUACGUUCGUGAUAAUAUGUGUAUGAUUUCGCUAUGGUAAAAGUGUCUCAUUCAUCAAAGAUCCCAAAGGGACCUGAACGGAUAACUAAAGAGAGGCCUAUCAAAACUAUAAACAAAAAUGUGGACCUAAGGAGAUCGCCACGGAUCAGAUUUGCCGUGUCUAAAUUACAUUACCAAAGACGGAAGAAAGGAAAAAUAAGGGAUGUAGCAUAUUUAGAAGUAAUUUUAUCUGAGAAUCACAGUUUGUGUGCAGCAGAUUUCAGUGCAAUUAUUCGAUGUGUUCUGUUCAUUUUUCAAGAGUUUCCGGUAUAUUUUUGUAACAAAGGCAGUCGACGGAGCUGUUUCGUUCUAUUUGAUCCACAAGAAGUGUUCGAUAUUACAGAGGAAAAUCAAAAUGUACAGAAAUGUUCCUAUCUCCCCGAGGUACCUUUUACGGACUUUUUGGUAAGGACGUCGAGAACUGCGGACUCUUUCUUGGUUCUAAGUAAGACGCCAGAGUGCCAGCGGCUGUUUGAAAAGCUUCAAAGGUACGUUGACCAUCACUUCUGUCCAUAUAAAGUUGAUCUGUCAAAGAAACAGUUGACGGACUUGCCAUAUGAAGAUGUCUUUCUGCACAACGUGUUUUACCAUGAUAAACAUAUGUUGGUUGAAAACUGGAGCUCUAACACGACUUCCGGAACAAACAAGAACAGUGAUGUUGUUGUUUCGCUGAAAGGGAUUGACGUAACUGUUUUCCCCCAUGACAAUACCUCUUUUGCAAAUUCAGCAUAUCCAUCAAAUUUUAACAAGAGCAUAGUGUACAAUGACGGUGAAUUGCUACCAAACCCGUCGCCUUGGCGGGCAGGGUUUGCGUUGAGUGAAGAUGCAAAUGCGCUUAAGCAGAACAACAUUUCCACCUUAGAGAGCGCUAGAGCAGAUGAUAAUUCACGAAGCAACAGAAAACGCCCUCGCUAUCCAGGGAAAAUUACCGUGGAAAAUAGAUUGGACACGUUUAACGCAUGGCCGCAUUCAGCACCGACACCACAAACACUUGCAGUAGCUGGCUUCUUUUUCACGGGCGACGCGGACCUGGUUCGGUGCCACCAGUGCGGUAUCGGUCUCAAAGACUUCAGCCCGAUUGACGAUCCAAUGUCAGAGCACAUUAAACAUGCUGGCAGUUGUGACUUCCUCAUUGACUUGUAUGGGGUAACUGCACUGGAACAGAAAAGGUGUCUUAUCAACGACCCCGAAGCAAUUAGAAGACGCCAGCUAGAAUCGUUCCAAACACAAAAAGCCCCAGAUACCAAAUACCGAAGACCCGAGUACGCGAGUUAUGAGGCCCGCCUGUCAACAUUUGAUGGCUGGCCGGAAGAGGUUCUCAAAGGCCCUGCCAGUUGGCACACGCUGGUCUCUACUUUACAGGUGUUGAAGAUCACGUGCGGUGUUUCGCCUGCGAUGGAGGACUGCGGCAGUGGGAUGCGGGAGACGACCCUUGGGUUGAGCACUGCCGCUGGUUUCCGGCCUGUUCCUUUGCCAGAAAAACCAAGGGGGACCAAUAUAUCGAGCUCAUUCAGGCUUCCGUCGACCAAGGAGAGGAUUUUUCAGAACUGUUUGAAGGAAGAAACAAGACCUGUGCUCCAGCAUCAGGAAAAGUUUCCCGAAGACUUCGUGACUUCCGGUAUAGACAACAUCACGCUUGGGCGCGCGGAGCUCGAGGAACACCGUCGCACGUGCAUUGAGGAUCUUGGCUUUCCAGCAGAAGAGUUUGAAGAGGCCCUCAUUGAGCUUAAAAAAAGUGGAAAUAUUCUUCCGACAUUGGAAGAUCUUAUCUUCUGCAUAGGAGAUAUCCAAAAACGGAAUGAAAUCCUACGAGUUCAACUGGAAGCAGUAACAGUGGACACCCCAGAUAUGGCAAACGUGUCGAAUUCAAUCAAUGCGAAUCUUAGAAAAUCACCAUGGAGAGGAGUAACAAAGUCUAAAUUCCACUAUCAACGACGGAAGAAAGGAAAAAAGGAUGUGACAAUUUUAGAAGUAAUUAAUUUCGAGAUUUAUAAUGUGUGCGCUGCAGAUUUCAGUACUUUCAUUCGGCAUGUACUGUACAGGUUUCAAGAGUUUUCGGUGUAUUUUCGGUUUAAUGGCGGUGAAUAUCGCUGUUUCGUAGUGUUUGAUAUACCAGAAGAGUUCGAAAUUACAGAGGGGGAUCAACAUGUACAGACAUGUUCUUACUUCUCCGAUGUACCUCUUACGGACUUUGUUGUAAGGACAUCGAGAUCUACGGGGUCUUUCUUGGUACAAAGAAAGACGCCAGACUGCAAGCAGCUGUUUGAUAAGCUUCAGUUGUUCGUAAAGAUUCACUUGUGUCCAUAUAAAGUUGAUCUGUCGAAGAAACGCUUGACGAAAUCCCUCUAUGACGAGGACUCUCUGCACGACUUGUUUUACCAUCGUGGUCAUAUGAUAGUUGAAAACAGGAGCUUUGACACCACUUACGGAACAAACAAGAACAGAGAUCUUGUUAUAACGCUGAAGGGAAUAACAGGAACGGUUUUUCCCCAUGAUAAUAGUUCUUUUACAUAUUCAGCAUUUCCAACAAGUUCAUACAAAAGCAUAGUCUACGAGGGUGGCAUAUUGUUACCAACUCCUUCGCAUUGGAAGGCAGGGAUUAGCAUGGGCGAAGAUGCAAAUGCUCAUAAACAAAACAAUAUUUCAACCCUAGAGAGCGCUAAGGCCGAAGAAAAACUACGAAUGAAUAGAAAACGGCCUCGCUACCCAGGGAAAUGCUCCGUGGAAAUCAGACUGGACACGUUUAACGCCUGGCCGCAUUCAGCACCUACCCCACAAAUGCUUGCAGUAGCUGGCUUCUUUUUCACGGGCGAUGCGGACCUGGUUCGGUGCCACCAGUGCGGUAUCGGUCUUAAAGACUUUAGCCCGGUCGACGAUCCAAUGUCAGAGCACAUUAAAAACUCUAGCAAUUGUGACUUCCUCAUUGACUUGCAUGGAAUUACUGGAUUUGAACAGAAAAGGUGCUUUUUCAAUGAUCCUGAAACCGUAAGAAGACUGCAGCUGGAAUCGUUCCAAACACAAAAGGCACCAGAUAUAACAUAUCGAAGACCCGAGUACGCAAGCUAUGAGGCACGCCUGGCUACAUAUGACGGCUGGCCGGAAAAGGUGUCUCAGAAGUCCUACCAGCUGGCAGACGCUGGUCUGUACUUCACAGGUGUUGAAGAUCUUGUGCGGUGUUUCGCCUGUGACGGAGUACUGCGACAGUGGGAUGCGGGAGACGACCCAUGGGUAGAACAUUGUCGCUGGUUUCCGGCUUGUCCCUUUGCCAGGAGAAUCAAGGGAGACCAAUAUAUCGCACUGGUUCAGGCUUCCGUCGACCAAGGGGAGGACUUUUCAGAACUGAAGGCAACAAGACCUGUGACCCAGCAUCAGGAAAAGUCUCCUGAAGACAUCGUGACUUCCGGUAUAGACAACAUCACGCUUGGGCGCGCCGAGCUCGAGAGACACCGACGCACGUGCAUUAGGGAUCUUGGGUUUCCAGCAGAAGAGUUUGAAGAGGCCCUCAUUCGACUCAGAACAAGUGGAAAUAUUCUUCCAACAUUAGAAGAUCUUAUCUGCUGCAUAGGGGAUAUCCAAAAACGGAAUGAAAUCCGACAAGUUCAACAGGAAUCUGUUACAGAGGAAACCCCAGAAAGCAUAUUUGAUGAGAACGCUCGCUUAAAGCACCUAAUAAAAUGCAAGCGGUGUUAUGUCAACAACAUUAACGCACUAUUCCUGCCAUGUGCGCAUCACCGGAUGUGCAUGGACUGCGCGAGCAAAUAUGACGUUACGGUGUGUAUUGUUUGUGACCGGCCGAUCAGGGAAAUCGUGAAAACGAUCAUGGUGCUAAAAAGUCAGGAACAGGAAUGUGUUGAAGAUCAUGUGCGGUGUUUCGCCUGUGACGGAGGACUGCGGCAGUGGGAUGCGGGAGACAACCCUUGGGUGGAGCACUGCCGCUGGUUUCCGGCCUAUCACUUCGCAAGGACAUCUAAGGGGGACCAAUAUAUCGAACGCAUUCAGGCUUCCGUCGACCAAGGGGAGGACUUGUCAGAACUGAUAUUGAAGAGGACGCCCUUCAGCAUAGAAAAAAAUGGAAAUAUCUCUCCAACAUUAAAAGAUCUUAAUAUACGGAAACGGAAUGAAAUUCGACCAAUUCAACAAGAAGCAGAAGCAGUGGACACGCAUGGAAGCAUAUUUGAGGAGAACUCUCGUAUAAAGAACAUUUUAAAAUGCCAGCGGUGUAAUGUCAAUAACGUCAAUGCACUGUUCCUGCCAUGUGCGCAUCACCGGAUGUGCAUGGACUGCGCGAGAAAAUAUGACGUCACAGUGUGUUUUGUUUGUGAACGGCCUAUCAGGGAAAUCAUUAAAACGUUCAUGAGCUGAAACUCGUCAUAUAACUGACACAUAUGAAGUCAAGAGACAGGGAUAAAAAGGGAAUUAAAAUCGAUGCUCAUUUGUACAUUUAACUUCAAAUAAAUUCAUGAAAUGUUUCUUAUUAUUAAACGAAA